This is a messenger RNA of Microthlaspi erraticum, 1302 nucleotides long. The record is from the annotation of a GenBank genome assembly. Lineage: Eukaryota; Viridiplantae; Streptophyta; Magnoliopsida; Brassicales; Brassicaceae.
AUGUCGGAUACUAGGCAUCUAUCAACCGAAGCGGAUGAGAGAAUCGAAAAUAGAAGCUGUGAUUUACCCGACGAUAUGCUCUUACGGAUCUUCUACUUCGUCCCGACAAAAGUCGCAGCCGCCACUGCAGUCUUGUCUAAACGAUGGCGUCAUAUCUGGACGAUGAUGCCUCAAAUCUCCUUCAAAGACGAAGGCAGCGAGAGCCUUGAGCAGGCAUUGCAACUUCACAAGGCACCGAAACUAGAGUGCUUGCUUUUCAUACUUUGUUCGGUUCAUGUGGAUGUCCGGAAGUUCGUUGAGAACGCAGUUAAACGCGGUGUAGAAGUGGUAGAAUUCGAGUACAACUUGAUCGGAGUGCCAACAAGGCUUCCUAAGAUUCUUUACACAUGCGACACGCUCGUUGAUUUAACUCUGUCCAACCAGAUUCUAGUGGAUGUUUCUUCCCAGGCUCGCCUACCAUCUCUCUUGUAUCUGAUGCUUAUGAACGUGGUGUACAAAGACGAAGACUCUCUUGUUAGCCUUUUAUCAAGUUCCCCUGUUCUUGAGUAUAUCAAGGUGUUCAGACGCAAAAACGACAUGUUGAAAAAUUUUACCGUGAAAGUGCCUUCCUUGAAAAGAUUGUACUACUGGACUCCUCUUGAGCGGGAUCAUCAUCAUGAUCCCACUGGGUGGUUGGUAAUAGAUUCCCCUGCAAUAACAAAUAUGGAAUUAUAUGAUGUUUGGGGAAACUACUGCUUGUUAGAGAAUAUGCAUUGCCUUGAUGAGGCAUACAUAGGCAAUGUUCCUAACCCCGAUGGCAAGCUUCUGACAUGUCUUUCUUCUGCCAGACGUCUGCUCUUGCAUUUGACCGAGCCAAUGGUUCAUUGUUGUAGCGCUACUAACUUCUCUCGGCUCAUAGAGUUGCAUUUCCUUACAGCAACUUCAGUUGAUUGGUUGGAACCCCUUAUGUUUUUGCUUCAAAACUCUCCCAAACUAAAGACUCUUUUCAUCAACACGAAGUGGGCGGGGACUCUCACACCAUCCUGGAACCAGCCCAAUUCAAUUCCCGAAUGCUUGUCGUCUCACCUAGAGAUAUUUGGGUGGAGAGACUGUGUAGCAACAGAAGAUGAGAAACAACUAUUGGCAUACAUUCUCGCCAACUCAAAAUGCUUGAAGGCAGUGGAGAUCUCCCUCUUUGCAACAAAAUUAACCUCCUGCAAUCUUGAAGAGACACAAAAGGAGAUAGAAUCUAUGCCUAGGAUUUCAACAUCAUCUCAGCUUCGAUUCCCCACUCAACUGAAUUGGAAUUUUAGAGUUUACUAG